AUGGUAAUCAGUGGGAGAAUUCCUUUGUACUUGUACGUUCCUGCUUCUGUAUAUUCAGUUCUCUGUCGGAUAGUGGCUUCUGUUUCUCUACAGACUGACAAGGAAGUUUUGCUACGGCUGAAGAAGUUUCUCAUAGAAAACAAUCCGGUAAAUCAAGGUCCAUACACUGAAUGGAACAGAAGUUCAUCUCCUUGUUCUUGGCCGGGAAUUUCUUGCAAUGGGGCACGAGUUACCGGAGUCAAUCUCUCUUACUACAACAUUUCUGGGGGCAUCUUUCAACACUUCUCUGCUUUAACCCAACUCUCAGAGCUUGAUCUCUCCAAGAACACCAUUGACGGUCCAAUUCCAGCUGAUUUGAGUCGAUGCAAAAAGCUUAGAUAUCUAAACCUCUCUCAUAACAUCCUUGAAGGAGACUUGAACUUGACUGGACUCACCAGCCUAGAGACACUGGAUCUAUCCGUUAAUAGACUCCAUGGUGAAAUUCAAUCAAGUUUUCCUGCAAUAUGCGACAGAUUAGUCGUUCUCAACAUCUCUGCAAAUAACCUCACUGGCAGCAUUAAUAAUUGCUUUGACAAUUGUUGGAGCUUGCAGCAUGUUGAUCUCAGCUCGAAUGGUUUCAGUGGAAAUUUCUCGUUUGAGUUUUCAAGGCUGAGAAAGUUCGUGGUGUCCGAGAAUAAACUAGGUGGAGAAGUUCCACCAUCCAUCUUCAACGAGAAUUGUAGUCUAGAAUAUAUAGACAUAUCAGAAAAUUACUUCUCUGGCGAAGUUCCGAAAGAAAUCUCCAAGUGCAAAGAUUUGGUAUAUUUGAAUUUGUGGGGAAAUAAUUUCACAGGAAAGCUUCCCCCAGAGAUUGGACUGCUGUCAAACCUUGAAGCUCUAGUGUUAGGAAGGAACAAUUUCUCAAGAGAAAUUCCAGAAUCAUUGAUAAAUUGCAGCAGGUUAACAUUUCUGGACCUUAGCAAAAAUGGGUUUAGAGGAGAUAUACAGAAUAUAUUUGGAAAACUUGAGCAGGUGCAAUUUCUUUUGUUGCAUGGAAAUUCAUAUACAGGAGGAAUACACUCUUCAGGAAUCCUCAAAUUGCCGAAUCUAAGUCGAUUAGACCUCAGCUACAACAAUUUCUCUGGGCCGUUAUUGGUUGAAUUCUUUGCAAUGCCGAAACUAAAGUUCUUGAUCCUUGCCUUCAAUCAAUUCUCUGGCUGUAUACCACCAGAAUUGGGAAACUUACCACUUCUCCAAGCGCUUGACCUUUCAUUCAAUAGACUAACUGGACAGAUUCCUUCUACGAUUGGAAAGUUGAGUUCUCUCUUAUGGUUGAUGCUUGCAAACAAUUCACUAACAGGAGCAAUUCCUCGGGAGAUCGGAAAUUGCAGUAGCUUGUUAUGGCUAAACCUUGCCAACAACCGAUUAUCUGGGUGCAUCCCACCGGAAUUGGCACAUAUUGGCCGAAAUGCCACUCCAACAUUCAAGUCCAACAGAGAGUCCAAUGGAGUCAUAGUUGGUUCCGGUGAAUGUCUGGCGAUGAAGAGAUGGAUUCCAGCAGACUAUCCGCCUUUCAGCUUUGUAUAUACAAUCCUCACUGGGAAGAGUUGUGGAAGCAUUUGGAAUCGAUUACUCAAAGGGCAUGGCCUUUUCCCAAUCUGUGCUGGUAAUUCAGUAGUUUGGACAUUUCAGAUAUCAGGCUAUCUCCAGUUAAGUGGAAAUCAGUUUUCAGGCGGAGUUCCUCCACAAAUUGGUGAGAUGAAGAAUUUCAGUCUCCUCCAUCUCGGAAUGAAUGCAUUUUCUGGAGAACUCCCACGGGAGAUUGCAGAGUUGCCUCUUGUAGUUCUUAACAUCUCCCACAACAAAAUUUCUGGUGAAAUUCCAAUGCAAAUCGGGCAAAUCAAGUGCUUACAGAAUCUCGAUUUGUCUUACAAUAAUUUCUCGGGGGAGUUUCCGGCAAGCUUGAAUGGUUUGAACGAGCUGAACAAAUUCAAUGUCUCAUACAAUCCAUUCAUCUCUGGUGAAAUCCCGUCCACGGGACAAUUGGCAACAUUUGAAGAGGAGUCGUUCCUUGGUGACCCACUUCUACGUCUCCCAGCUUUCAUAAACAAAACCAUACCAGGCAAACAGGGGGAUGGAAAGACCAUGGAGAGGCCGAAGAAACCGAUCAUGAGUAAAGCAAUAUUUUUCGCUUUUCUAGUCUUGACCAUGGCGUUCUUGAUAUGCGGAAUCUUUUCCGUCAUCGUUUACACAAUGGUUAGAGAUCCGAUUGAGUCGUCGGGGUAUUUGCUGGAGGAUACAGAGCACAGGCAUGACAAGGUGUCGUGUUCCUCUUGUGCACUAUCAUCAGGGACAUCGGAUUCCGUCAAGGUUAUCCGAUUAGAUAAAACGGCAUUUACAUACGCCGAUAUACUCACGGCCACCGGCAACUUUUCUGCGGAGAGGAUAUUAGGUAAGGGUGGGUUUGGAACGGUGUACCGCGGCGUCUUGCCUGAUGGGAGAGAUGUAGCAGUGAAGAAGCUACAGAGAGAAGGUGUCGAAGGAGAGAGAGAAUUCCGGGCAGAAAUGGAGGUAUUGAGCGGCAAUGGAUUUGGGUGGCCGCACCCUAAUCUUGUAACGCUUUAUGGGUGGUGCCUUUAUGGGUCAGAGAAGCUACUGGUCUAUGAGUACAUGGAAGGUGGGAGCUUGGAGGAUCUUGUGUCCGACAGGACAAGACUGACAUGGCAGAGGCGGAUUGAAGUGGCCAUUGGUGUGGCUCGGGCUCUGGUAUUUCUGCACCAUGAGUGCUUCCCGCCGAUUGUACACCGGGACGUGAAGGCCAGCAAUGUGUUGCUUGAUAAACAUGGCAAGGCACAUGUGACGGACUUCGGGCUAGCCAGGGUGGUCAGUGCUGGGGAGAGCCAUGUGAGCACAAUGGUGGCCGGAACAGUGGGGUAUGUUGCACCGGAGUAUGGGCAGACGUGGAAGGCGACGACCAAGGGCGAUGUGUACAGCUUUGGAGUACUGGCCAUGGAGUUGGCGACUGCAAGGCGGGCUGUUGAUGGAGGGGAAGAGUGCCUGGUUGAGUGGGCCAGAAGGGUUAUUGGGGACGGACGGCCAGAGGUGGACGGAACCAUGGUUCCGGUGGUGGUUCUAGGAUCUGGGCUUGCCGAAGGGGCACUGGAGAUGUGUGAGUUGCUGAGGAUUGGUUUGCGCUGCACGUCGGAGGCGCCCCACAAGAGACCGAAUAUGAAGCAGGUUUUAGCCACGUUGAUCAAGAUUUCCAGCUGCUAGCAUGUAGCAAAGGCCUGGUCUGGUGCCUGAAAUUAUUCAUUAAUUCACAAUAUUUGA
This is a messenger RNA of Nelumbo nucifera (sacred lotus), 3309 nucleotides long. The record is from RefSeq and is a predicted model, not a curated record. Lineage: Eukaryota; Viridiplantae; Streptophyta; Magnoliopsida; Proteales; Nelumbonaceae.